This is a messenger RNA of Paramecium octaurelia, 298 nucleotides long. The record is from the annotation of a GenBank genome assembly. NCBI's taxonomy places the organism in Eukaryota, Ciliophora, Oligohymenophorea, Peniculida, Parameciidae.
AUGAGUGAAAACUAUAAUUUUUCUGAUUUCGUCAAAUUUAGGAAGGGUAGUACCUUUGGCAUAGGAAAGAUAGAGAAUUUCAGUCGUGAAGAGGAUUGGUUCGAAUAUUUCGAAUACAUCUUAAGCGAAGAAUUACCAACAGGUUGGUUUAUAUAUUGUAUAUUUUAUUGUAUUUAAAUAUUACACAACACACAUUUUCCAAUAAUCCUUAUUAUUGUGUUUUUCUUUUUUAUUAAUUUUUAUUAGGUAAACAACCACAUCAUGGAUUGUAUGAAGUGUUUAAGACAGAUUAAUUGAA